Molecule: messenger RNA, 987 nt
Organism: Funneliformis mosseae
Lineage: Eukaryota; Fungi; Glomeromycota; Glomeromycetes; Glomerales; Glomeraceae
Source: the annotation of a GenBank genome assembly
AUGUUUCUCCAAAUGUUUCGAUAUCACUUAUUGCUUAUUUUUUUCUUUCAAUUGAUUACACUUGUUAAUUCUUAUAAUCUUAUAGGGCGUGCGCUUCAUACUUCCAAUUAUUUAAAAGACAAAAUUUACUUUCUUGGAGGUGAAACAGAUAGAGCAUCACAUACCAAUGAUUUUUUUUAUUUAGACGUUUCAGCACCCUUUACUUUAGAUUCUUUGCCAAUAGUCGAUUUAACCAGAAAUGUUCAGAUUGCUAAACAUAAAAGAGCGACAUCAAGCGUGUGUGGCCCUAAUAAAGAUACAAUCUUUCUGUUUGGUGGCGAUAUUGACGGUGAUGAAAGUGCUGCAUCCUUAGUUUAUACAUUUAACAUCAGCGUUCCACAAUGGACUAAUACAAAGAUCGGAGGACCUCAACCACAAAGACGUGUAGCGUCAUCAGUCGUCUGUGAUGAAAAUGCAAGGAUGUAUAUAUUUGGUGGUACCAACGGUGAUGGUUAUCAAAAUGAUUUUGAUAUUUUGGACACAGAUCAAUUAACUUGGUCAUUGGGAAGUAGAGUAAAUAUUCCACCUCCUAUGGACUUGGCUACCGCAAAUUUAUUAUCGAAUGGGAAAAUCGUCUAUCUAGGAGGAUAUAGUAAUGGACAACUUAUUGACAUGUCAAAGUUUAUGAUGGGCACUCCACCAAGGGGUAGAGCUUGGCACUCGGCCAUCUUAACACAAGAUGGCCGCAUUAUCGUCUACGGAGGAGUUCCUGUUUCUCCUGAUGAUCAAUUAUCGGUUCUAGAUACCACCGUACUACCCUUUAAAUGGAGCAUUCCCGAGAUUUCAUUUACUCCUAGUUCUGCACCAUACAGAGGGCAUACAGCUACGCUUGUUGGAAAUUAUAUGAUUGUUUCAUUCGGUUGGAUCUAUAAAGGCUCAGCUCCCGCAGUUUAUAGUAAUCAAAUUGUUAUGCUUGACAUAAGCGAUAAAAAUGAUUACAAGUGGUAA